Molecule: messenger RNA, 774 nt
Organism: Effrenium voratum
Lineage: Eukaryota; Dinophyceae; Suessiales; Symbiodiniaceae
Source: the annotation of a GenBank genome assembly
AUGUUGAAACUGUUCCGCACGGUCACGGUCAACUUCCUGACAGUGGGGCACACGCAUGAAGACUGCGACCAGCUGCUCCUUGCCAGGCAGUUUGGCUGUGUGACCUCCUGGCUGCUGGACCUGGUCAAGUUCAACAAUGCGACAGACAUCCUGAAAUAUGUGCAAGGCAAGCUGGAGGACAAGAUGGCAGCAUGGCAGGAGUGCGUCCACGCCAAACACCUGCACGGCAUCCGUGACUGGAAGGGCUGGGUCGGCGAGCUCCUGGCUGCCCCUUUGUCGUGGCACAGCGCCUUCAUGAACCGUCAAGGUGUGGAUGCCCCGCACUCCUGGUGUUUCAAGGCAAGGCGUGACCUGUGGCAGACUGAACUGCGCAAUGGGACAGAAGAUAGAUGGUGCGCCAACUCCAGUGACAUCAUGCUGUGCUUGAAGGCUUACAUGAGUGACACACGGCUGCAACAGCCACCUCUCCAGUGCUUGCAGGAGAGGCAACACUCUCCGCUCAUUCGCGAAGUGCUGCCCAGCCAGCUUGUAGCGCACAAGCCGCUGCCAAAAACUUUGAUUGACAACUACCUGGCGCUCGCGCAGUGGGCUGAGGAGGCUGGCUAUGCAGAAGCUGCGCAAGCACUCACGGAGCUGGUGGAGACGCGGCGGUAUGAGCGAGCCCCGCUAGGCUGGCUUAGGGAGCCUCGCGAGUAUGCUCAGGACACUUCCCUGGACCGGAAUCCGUUCCACUCCCAUUUGCCACGGAACACUUGGCGGCUGGUGAUGGGAUAG